Molecule: messenger RNA, 2168 nt
Organism: Acanthaster planci (crown-of-thorns starfish)
Lineage: Eukaryota; Metazoa; Echinodermata; Asteroidea; Valvatida; Acanthasteridae
Source: RefSeq, a predicted model, not a curated record
UCAGUCGCAUUGCGCGUGUUUUUAUUCUUUGAAUAAACGCUCGCGCUCAAAAUAAACUUUCCAGUAAGCUUGAUCCACAUAACGCGACGCUUAACAAUGUACGAUAGUGCGACACGACUGAUGCGCGCUAUAUGCCCUAAUUUAAAGACUGCAAGUUUGUCGUAGCCUCGGGCAAAAAUUUCUGGAACUUAUUAGGCGUAAAGAUGGGCACAGUUGUGACCAAAAAGAAGCGAUUUGAGGUGGAGGAAGAUUUGGAGGUGGACGUGGGCGAAGCAACGAAGCAGGCGAAGCGAGUCGGAAGGCUGAGCAUGAUAAUCAGUGCUAUGCGGCCGAGCGCAAGGACCGACGGGGCCGUGCAGGGUCAUCACGCGUCGUCGGCCUGGUCCAAGGCUUUCUCGAAAAGGUCUAGACUGGGGCUCUUGCCACCGCCGACGGAGACGCUGUCCGAGCCGCCGGAAGAGUACAAUGCCAGACUGACUCGCGAGGAGGAGUUGCGGGCGCUGGAUUUCCACGAUCCGGAGGGCAAGCUGAAAUACGACGCCGAACUGCCGCAGAGCGAGACAGAGGACCAGUGCGCGAUCUGCACCAUGUACAAGCGGGACACGACGCUCCUCUGUCGGGUGUGCGGCCAGCCGUAUCACCAUGGCUGCCUUAUUGGUCGGGGACUGGGGCUUGACACCAACUCGUCCCGUGCUAUGGAGAACGCGGAAAGCGAUAUCGGCUGGAGUUGCCCUGAUUGCGAAACUCUGAGCGAACUUCUCCCCAUGGACAACAUGAGCGAGCUCAUGAUUCAAUUUGACAGCUACGACGCUGAUGGAGAUUCUGUUAUCAAUAUAACUGACUACAUGGAACACGAGACCAUAAACUAUCAACAGAAAAACAACGAGUCCUUGCCAAGUUCAAAGGCUAGGGAAUGCGAAGAAAUGUUUCGAACGUAUGACCGCGACAACGACGGCUCUGUUUCCUGGUGGGACUAUUCCAUGGUGGAGACGAUAAAGUGGCUGCAGCGACAGCCGCAGAAUAAACUUCUAGAAUACCUCAAGCCCAAGGAAAUCGCAAAACUCAGGAGCUUCUUCAGGAUGUCCGACAAGCGCAACGUCGGUCUGGUGACAGUGGGUGAAUCAGAGCAGGCGUACCGGGGCUGGCUUCGCGCUCUCGGACUGCACGAGACAGAAGAGAUGAUGCAUUCUUUUGAGAAAUCCAGCUGGUCAGAUGAAUGCAACAAAAUGAUCACGUGGGAGAGGUUUAUUAGCAGCAAGGCGUUGGCUCUCAUCACGUCACGACCGAACACAAUUACCAUCAAACCCUUCGUGACCACUCGAGAGGAGACCGCCCUCUAGGCUGGAGGUCGCUGCUGGAGAGCUUGAAGACGGGGAGUGGCUGGGGAGCGAGGAAGAGAAGUGUAUUGCAUGGCUGCAAUCAAUAUGCUUUCUAUUGCAAGUAGCUGCGGCUGUGGCUUCCAUAGGCGCACGCGCUAUUUCCAGCCGCAGCCCCAACUUUUUGGACAGUGAGAGAAUGCUUCUCUCCCUGCUUGCCUGUGCUCGUUCCGCGGUGAGCUUUGUGUCUGGGGGCGUCGUCGGACUACAGUGCAUGAAGUGGUUAAAGGGGAGCUCUCCACCACCCAGGGGUGUUCGUAAUUUCUGUUAACAGCACCAAGACAGGGGAGAACGGAAAACAUAAUUAUGUUACAAGACACUGAGGCAAUCGUUCUUCAUAACACAACGGUUCCAAAGUCUCUGGACUCCAAAACCUCAGAUCGGUAUGAAACGAUGUAAACAGGGCUGGGUGGUCCUUGCUGGGUCUAAAGUCAACUUAAUUGUGGACAUCACAGGUGUAGGGCGGAAAUUAACGGGUACUUAUAACCUGUGUAAACCUGCCACAAGGGGACAAAUCUGGGCACGAUCGCAACAAACUCUUGAAAUUUUACAUAUUUAUUGGAAUUUUCGUUGUGUUACUGCUUGUUGAAAGACUCAAUGAAAAACGAGCGUCGACAUUUCGAUCCUUAACGCUUACCCUUAACACAAAGCACGUUUAGCACUUUUAACAAAGUGUCGCAUGUACUAAUAAUGUUCUAGAACUACUUAGCCUACAGUACAGUUGAACCUCGUUAAUAAGAUCACUGUUAAUACAAGAUUCUGCUUAAGACAAGGAAAUUGUUAGGUCCCAAU